Malania oleifera is the source of this 1636-nucleotide messenger RNA. Its product is annotated as exopolygalacturonase-like. Lineage: Eukaryota; Viridiplantae; Streptophyta; Magnoliopsida; Santalales; Ximeniaceae. Gene Ontology annotation, biological process: carbohydrate metabolic process. The coding region runs from base 1 to 1548 and encodes 515 amino acids. The transcript is spliced from 6 exons. Gene Ontology annotation, molecular function: polygalacturonase activity. The record is from RefSeq and is a predicted model, not a curated record.
AUGGACCCAGGAAGCAGUAACAUGAAUGCUGGGGAGAAUAGGCCAAGACCUUCUAGCAUAAGUGGAGGAGAUACAGAUGUUGACAUUGAAGAGACGUUGUUUGUGCUUCCUUGCACAGAUGAGCAGAAGGUGGUGUUUGCGGCGUUCAAACUGAUUGGGGAGGCGAAGCGCCAGUGGAGAUCAGCGCGUUUGAUAGAGGAGCAGAGACUGGUUCCAAUUCCAGUGACAUGGGACCAAUUCAAGGAGCUGUUAUUUGAGCGGUAUUUCCCUACGAUCAUUCGGAGCGCGAAGGCAGUGGAGUUUGUGCAUCUGGAAGGCAUCACAAGGGAAGAAGAAGAAGAAGAAGAAGAAUUGGGAAUGGGUUUGAGGGGGGGCCUUGUGGUGCUUGUAGUGUUGUGUUUGGUGCAUGGUUCUGCCUCCGCCGGAGGACCCCUUCCCAAGGUCUUCAACAUCCGUGAUUAUGGUGCUAUUGGGGAUGGACAAACAGAUAAUGCCAAGGCAUUUUCGAAUGCAUGGACGGCAGCUUGUCAAUGGAAUGGGAAGAGCAGGGUGUACGUGCCAUUCGGAUCCUAUCUGCUGAGCUCAGCGGUUUUUAAGGGCCCAUGCAACGGCCCGAUUUCCUUUCGGAUCCAAGGCCUCAUAAAGGCCCGCCGGGAUUUGCUGGACCAGGAGGUCUGGAUUAACUUCCGGUACGUCAACCGAUUGGUCAUCGGCGGCGGCGGGACCAUCGACGGCCAAGGCAGCGUCGCCUGGUCUAACAGUUUCUGCCGUCAAAGCACCAAUUGCAGAAGUCUCCCUUUGUCACUUGGGUUAGACUUCGUGACCAAUUCGAGGGUCCGCGGCAUACGGUCGGUGAACAGCAAGAACACCCACAUCAACCUAUUCGGGUGCGACAACGUGAACAUCACCCAGGUCCGAAUAACCGCCCCGGACGACAGCCCCAACACCGAUGGGAUCCGGAUAGGAUCCUCGACCCGAAUCACGAUAGCGCAGUCGUUCAUCGGCACCGGCGACGACUGCGUUUCGAUGCUGUCCGGAAACCAGAACAUCCUGGUGUCGCAGGUGACAUGCGCGCCGGGGCACGGCAUCAGCGUCGGCAGCCUGGGAAAGUACCAGGGGGAGGCGAACGUGAACGGAAUCACGGUGGAGAGAUGCACGUUCAUCGGAACCCAGAACGGUGUGAGGAUCAAAACGUGGGCGGACUCCGCCAGCAGCAGCCUCGCCUCCAACUUCCUGUUUGAAAAUAUUGAGAUGAGAGAUGUGCUGAAUCCCAUCAUCAUUGACCAGGAGUACUGCCCAUACCCCCCUUGCCCCGCAGAGAGUUCCAAACAAGUGCAGAUCAGGGACGUGACGUUUAGGAACAUAUGGGGGCGAUCGAAAUCAAGGACAGCGGUGUUCCUGAGGUGCAGCAAGACCGUGCCCUGCAAGAACCUAAAAAUGGAGGACAUCAACUUGGCGUACUUCGGCCCCGGCGGUCCAGCAAAUUCUUCCUGCUCUAAUGCACUCGGUGCUGCAUCUGGCCUUCAGAAUCCUCGUAUUUGCAUCUAGUCUCCAAUCUGACGUCAAAUUUGCCAUGGCUUAAUUGCUUUCUUACUGAGUAAUUAAUUCAAUUCCUGCAGCUUGUUUGUUAGUUCAA